CAUAAGGAACACGAUCAAUAAUUCCUUUUGCUACUAUAAUCGAAUCGUGGCUUCUUCACUGCGGGUGUCUUAAAGACAUAGUUCACUUGCUGGAUUUUUAUUAUAAUUUAUGUUUGCGAUUGGCCCAGAUUGUUUUCUAUGAGAUGUAGGAUAUUUUAUAUAGUUACAGGUAUAUGAGCAUUGGGUUCUUUGUAGUCUAAAGCAGGACGAUAACUCACAAAAAUCUUAUUUUCAGGAGCUGUAUAUAUGGCGACAGUAAUUGUAUGGCUUUUAGUCACAAUUACUGGCAUAGAUCAUUUUUUAUAUUACAUAGUUAUAAGUACCUCUGGAGAUAUAACUUCAAUGUAAACGCUGCUUUGGCGUUCCAUGAGGAGAAUGUUCUUGCUAUAGACGGGGAACCACCAAAUACACCCAUAUUUGCCAUUGUAAUGCCGGUGGGUCAUCAGAAACUUUUGUAAAUAUUUAUGUCAGUCAUCGCCUACGAAAACGGUCUGGGUAAAUCAGAAACCUACACUAAAGCUGAAUUAUCGGGAAGAAAACAAACCACCCGUAAGCGAACUAGGGCAUUAGAGUAGCUGGCAUGUGUGAAUGCUCGAAAAAUGAUCGCCGUUUUAAAAGCUCGAAAACAUUCCUUGUUUAUCAUGGGAGGGAGUAUAAGUCGGCCAAUGGGUUAAGACGUAGAGAAGGAGUCCUCCGACUUGUUUUGACUUGAGUCAUUACCUGUACAUCUGUACCUUGUGUUGUAGCUGUAAAUGUAUGUCGUUUCUGGUGAACUGGUAAUUAUAUUUGAUGGAUUAUUUCAGACAGUGGCUGUUUGGAAAAUGUAAACAUCUGCUUGCUCCAGUGUGCAGAAGGUUAUUGCACAUGAGAUUGAACGCCAUGUUUGUCUGGCAAAUAGGCUUUGCAUCAAACUUUGAACUCAAGCCCAGCUUGUGUUUAACAAGCUAGUUGUGUCAGAAGGAUAUGUGCACAUUAUUUACUCUCCUGUGGAAGCUGUAGGAUAUGUGCGCAUUGUUUACUCUCCUGUGGAAGCUGUAGGAUAUGUGCACAUUGUUUACUCUCCUGUGGAAGCUGUAGGAUGUGCAUAUUAUUUACUGUCCUGUGGAAGCUGUAGGAUGUGUGUGCAUUAUUUACUCUCCUGUUGAAUCUGUAGGAUAUGUGUGGCUUAUUUACUCCCCUGUGGAAGCUGUAGGAUAUGUGCACGUUAUUUACUGUCCUGUGGAAGCUGUAGGAUAUGUGCACGUUAUUUACUCUCCUGUAGAAGCUGUAGGAUAUGUGCACAUUAUUUACUCUCCUGUAGAAGCUGUAGGAUAUGAGUGGCUUAUUUACUCUCCUGUGGAAACUGCAGAAUGUGUGUGGCUAAUUUACUCUCCUGUGGAAGGUGUAGGAUGUGGCAUAUUUAGUCUUCUUUGGAGCCACUGAUCCCAUCACUGGUGCUCAACUCCUCUGGAGCUGUUGGAGUGGAUGCUGUUGGGCAGACACUGCAGCAAACCAGCUCAUGCAUUUAUGCAUUUACCCUCUUCCCUCUCCUGUUUUGCAAAGUUUUGAUUUUCUUUUCUCCCCCUGGUUGUACAUUUUCAGAGUCUCUGCACCGGUGCCAUUUUGUUGUAGUCCUAAAUAAGGUGCAGUUGCCAGGCUCCUCUAGUAACCGUUUCAGUGCAUCAUUCUCAGAAUCUGUCGACUGCUUGGCUGACUGAAAAGACCUGUUUUCCCACUCUGAGUUGGGAGCCUAGCGCUGUGUGUUGUGCCGCUCUGAGCUCCACUCUGAGUUGGGAGCCUAGUGCUGUGUGAUGUGCUGCUCUGAGCUCCACUCUGAGUUGGGAGCCUAGCGCUGUGUGAUGUGCUGCUCUGAGCUCCACUCUGAGUUGGGAGCCUAGCGCUGUGUGAUGUGCUGCUCUGAGCUCCACUCUGAGUUGGGAGCCUAGCGCUGUGUGAUGUGCUGCUCUGAGCUCCACUCUGAGUUGGGAGCAUAGCGCUGUGUGUUGUGCCGCUCUGAGCUCCACUCUGAGUUGGGAGCCUAGCGCUGUGUGAUGUGCCGCUCUGAGCUCCACUCUGAGUUGGGAGCCUAGCGCUGUGUGAUGUGCCGCUCUGAGCUCCACUCUGAGUUGGGAGCCUAGCGCUGUGUGAUGUGCCGCUCUGAGCUCCACUCUGAGUUGGGAGCCUAGCGCUGUGUGAUGUGCUGCUCUGAGCUCCACUCUGAGUUGGGAGCAUAGCGCUGUGUGAUGUGCCGCUCUGAGCUCCACUCUGAGUUGGGAGCAUAGCGCUGUGUGAUGUGCCGCUCUGAGCUCCACUCUGAGAGCAGGGUGUUGCGAGUGCUGGAAAGCAGCAGUUUGUGGGUAAGGGUGGGGUGAGGAAGGUACAACAGGUUUUAGCAAGUCAGUGUGUGUUUAAGUGAGUGGUACACUAUUUUGGUAUUUCUCUGUGGUGUAUACCAGUCUCUGGUUUCGCUGGGGGAAGGCUAGAGUUGAGAGUAUUUUUUCCAGCCUUGGUUCUCGAGUUCUUCAUAAAUAAUGUGAGUUUAGUAAGGGUUAAAUGGAUUGACACAAUGUUGGAGAAAACCGGUUGUGUCAUAGCAUUAGCUGGCCUUUUGUUUCACUGUUAGAUAUGUUUGGUAGCAUAGUUCACGAAUUGACCAUUUCCAGGUGCGUACGCCUUGUUUUUUAGGUCAGUUAAGCUGAGCUUCUUGUCUUCUCUUUUAGCGUGAUCCGGUGUGGUUAGCUGGGAGUACAGGUUUGGUUUCAGCAUUAAUAAAAAUGACAGUAGAUGCAGGUGCUGGGCAGAGCGAGAUCAGAAAGCUCUUUCACAGGCCUCCUCAGCUGUGGUUUAAACUCCCGUUGUGUCUUUAUUGCCCCUUUGACAUGUGCUGUUCCUGUCCGAGUGCCUGGCAAACAGACGCCUUUGUCUGUGCGGGGAAACUGCAGCCGCUGUCUCGGUAGUGUCCUGAGGUGUGAGGUCAUCUGAUCCUAGCCUGAGGGGAGGAGUUUCCGGAAGGGCAGGAUUGAGAGAGACAGUCACACUGAGGGGAGGAGCUUGAUGCCUGGGAGAUGUGAAUAUAUAAUGAGUUCCUGCCGACCAGCUCCCUACAGGGAACCACGGAAACCGCCCUCCACAAUUCACCCUGCCUGGAGGUUUGCAACUAUGCACCUCAAGCCAUAUCCGAAGUUCCAGAAGAAAGAGCUGCAGCUGGAGUCGAGCCAAGACAACGCCCGGGGCCUUCAUGCUGGCCAGCAGGGGGCGCUGAGGGCCGAGCGGCCCGCGAGACAGCCAUGCUCCCCAGGGGCCGUCCCCGGCAACGGCACGGCCAGCCGCCAGCCCCUCAGCGCCAUCUCCUCCAACAACGCGCCGUGCAGGGGCGGCGCCCCCGCCCCCAAACCCGGCGGGGAGGCUCCCAGCAGCCCCUGGGGCCGGAAGGGCUCCUCGCUGCCGGUCUCGCUGCUGCUCCUGUCCUCCGGGCCGGAGCAGGACGGCUCGCUGACCCUGUACCAGGGGGACGGCGGGGACGGGCAGCUGGACAUCUGGGCCGUCAUCAAGCCCGGCAACACCAAGGAGAAGAUCGCCAUCUUCGCCGGCCAGCAGUGCGCGCGGCCCAGCGGCCCGGGCAGCCCCGCCACCGGGGGCAGCAGAGGGGACGAGGCUCCCGCCAGCCUGCGGACGGUCUCCAUGAAGGCCAAAGGCUGCUGGGAGGUGGAGGGGUCCGUGGCCAAGCGCAGGAAAUGCUCCUCUGACCCGGACAAGAGGCGGGGCCCCGAGCAGCUCCCGCAGGGGGGCGGGGGAGCGGAGCAGGAGGCCGGGGAGGCGGAGCCACUCCGCGGGGAAGGGGAAGGGGAAGGAGAGGGGGAGGGGGGGGAGGAGGGAGGGAAGACUCUCUCCGUGGUGGAGAUGGUGGCCUACCUGGAGCAGAGGGCUAACGAGCAGCAGGUGGACUGCUCCAAACCGCUCCACCCGCGCAGCCUGGUCUCCGCGCCCAAGGCUCCGCCCCUGGAGGACCAGCCCGGGGGCCCGGAGGCGUGGGAGGGCCGCGAGGAGGAGGGCGAGAGCGUGCGCGUCCUGGACAUGGUGGCCAAGCUGGAGUCGGAGUGCCUGAAGAGGCAGAGCGAGCGGGAGGGGGGCGGCGACCUGUCGCGCAGCAACAGCCUGCGCCGCAACGUGUGCCGCGUGCUGCUGGCGGGGGCGGGGCCGGGGGAGGGGGCGGAGCCGCGUCCCGACCUCGCGGCCGGGGGGAGUCGUCGCUGCGACGCCGCGCCCGUGGCCCCGGCGGAGGCGGAGUCGGGGGCCGCGCCCGGGGCGGAGCCCGAGCGCUCCGAGUCGGCGGCCGAACCCUGCGCACAGACGGAGGAGGAGCAGGAGGAGGAGGCGGAGGAGGAGGAGACGGCGAUGGUGGAGGGCGGCUCUCGCGCUGAGCACCGCGAGGAGCCGCUCCCCGGGAUGCUGUUCUGCUUCUCCCCGCUGCAGGAGCAGCAGCCGCUGCCCACCGCGGAGUCUUCGCACGAGCAGGAGGAGGAGGAGGAGACUGGAGCCAAAGAGGAGGAGCUGGAGGAGCUGCUGGAGGAGGAGGAGGAGGAGGAGCUGGAGAAGGCGGCGGGCGUGGGGAGCCCUGAGCGGGUGCCCUUCCCCCUGCGCAGGCUGGUCUCCCACAGGUUCCUGGAGAUGCGCUUCAAGAUCCAGCUGCUCCUGGAGCCGCAGCAGUACAUGGCCCUGCUGCCGCACCACAUCAUGGUGAAGAUCUUCAGCCUGCUGCCCACGCAGACGCUGGCCGCCCUCAAGUGCACCUGCCACUACUUCAAGUUCGUCAUCGAGAGCUACGGCGUGCGGCCGGCCGACUCGCGCUGGGUCUGCGACCCCCGCUACCGGGACGACCCCUGCAAGCAGUGCAAGCGGCGCUACGGGCGGGGCGACGUGUCCCUCUGCCGCUGGCACCACAAGCCCUACUGCCAGGCCCUGCCCUACGGCCCGGGCUACUGGAUGUGCUGCCACGGCUCGCACAAGGACACGCCCGGCUGCAACGUGGGCCUCCACGACAACCGCUGGGUCCCCGCCUUCCACAGCAUCAACAUGCCAAUUUACAAGAAAGCCAGGGAGAGCGAGGAGGACUCUUAGUGAGGGAGAGAGGGGGCAUGGGCACGGGCACGGUGUGCCUUUUUUUUUUAUUUCUGAGGGCUUUGUGCGUGUGUGUGUGUGUGUGUGUGUGUGCGUGUGUAGGUGUGACAGACCAGGUUGCUGACGCUGAUGAGGAAUCACUGGAUCCCCCACCCAAACCUACCUGCUGGUUCUUCAAGAAAAAUGUCAGCACUUUAGCCUCACAAGACAGAGCUUCUCAAAGCAUUCUGGUUACAGUACUGCUUGCUUUUUUGUCUACUGGCAUUAAUCAUUUUUUUCUGAGGAUGUUGUUGCUUUAAAUCAGGGGUUGUCAGAUCUUAUCCAAAUGCAGGUGCAGGGGCAGGUUUUUGUUUUAGUUCAACGCUGACGCCUUAUUCAACUAAUUAACUAAUCCUGGCCUUCAAUCCAGACCUUGAGAAGUAGAAUGAGGUGUCUUGGUGCAGGGCUAAAGCAAAAAAACCUGCACCCACACCGGUGCUUUUUGGAUAAGAUUGGGGAAAAAAAGACAUUCGACAUUUUCUUUUGUUUAUGGGUAGGAUGUCGCCCAUACCCCGCCUCCUCUCCCACCACCUUCAGUCUCCGUAAAGCAUUAACAUGGCUAAUAAUGUCUGAGGUGAAUGCUUAUCUGCCAAGCAGAUAAUAUGGAAUAAUAAUGCUUUCUCAGCAUACCCAUAUAUGUGAAUUGCUAAAUUAUGUUGGGUGUAAUUGCAAAAAGGCCUUUUAAAUGUAAUAAUGUGAAUUUACCAAAUCGUACCCCCUCAGCCCCUCUCCCUGCUCCCAAUCCCCAGUUUAAUAUUCUCAACCCCCCCCCCCAUGACCAGUGACGGAGUUGGCCAAACAGCCUGGGCUUCUCUUUCCUGAGUGAGUGGAGCCAUUUCGAAGCCCUGUUGCGUUUACAAUGUAUAUAAAGCGAAAUCCUAUAUCAGUACAGGGUAAGGAACGAUGGCAUGCACAGUACUUCAGAAAGCUUCCGCCUUCAGCUGGUGGAACAGUUAUGGGUUCUUUUCGGUUUUUUUUUUGGUUUGCAGUUUUUUUUUUUUUUUUUACCCUCCCCGUUGUGUACAUAUUUAAGAAAUGACAGCUUGUAUAUAGUUCUAGCACAGGCCCGGCCGUUAACUCCUGCGAUACACCUGCAGAUACAGCCUUCGCUACUACCAGUGUUUUUAUGGGGGGUUUUCUUUUUUUAAGCAUCUCUAUCGCUCAUUCGACAGUCCUGUCCUGGAAGGGAAACAUUUAAACAUGGAAAGUUUGGGGGCAAAUCGAACUCCUCUGUUCUUUAUAACGGCUUAAACUGCACACCAUUCGGCUUGAAUCAAAAAAAGCAGGCAGGGCCAAGGGGAAUGGACAGUAAUGAUCUAAAAGAAAUUGUAUCCCUAUUUUUAAAGGCAUUGUAUAGUGACCCUGCAAUGAGAUUUUAAUUUUUUUUUUGUUUUGUUUUGUUUUGCCUGUGUGAGCAUUUUACAAUAAAGUGUGCGUUCCUGGAGGUUUUGUCCGUUCUGCCUUCUCUCUGUGGCCACAGUGUGCGGAUGGAUUACAGGGAGGAUCAGCAUGGUGCUUGACCUAGGAAAAGGGAAUGACUCUGGCCUUAAUGGACUACACGUGUCCAGAACAGUCUAGAACUUUACUCUGCCCCUCAGGGUUCCCACACUCCUUCAUAAUCCUUGAACAGUUGCAAAGCGAGGGGAAAAUUGGCCAAAUUAGGGAAAACCUUUAGUGAUUGACUGGCAACCAUCUUCUUGCCAACUCGGUAGCUUUGUUUUUUGUUUUCUGUCAAGUCCCGAAAUACCAGUGCACGGUUUGUAAUGUGCCUCAGUCUGUCCACCUCCCAGCAGUUAGCCCUGUUGCUCCAAAAUAUUUAAAAUCAUGUAUUUAUUCCUAAACAUUCACGAGGCAUUAUUCUGACUGUGGGAACCCUACCCCCCCUCCCUGAAUCCCACAUUGUGAUCGGUUUCAGAUAUUGAUGUCCGUAAAUAAAGAACAUUUAAACGUAUUCCCUUUCUGGUGUAGUUCAUGGUGCGCGGUGUGGGAGCAGCAGGCCGGUCUCUGGCAAUGCAGAGACAAGGCCGCGGGCUGUCGGAUGUGGCGGGGUUGUGUGGGUCGAGUAAGCCACAGCGGUGGAAAGAAAGCCACGGCACAAAUUGUCGCACCUCUCCUUGUGAGCGUGUUCAGUUUUUGGGUGAUGGAUCAAUGGGGGUUGAUGCUUUUCUGAAGCCCUUAUUUCUAGCUUGUUUAUGGGAUUCAAUUAUUUUUUUUUUGUUUUUUAAGCCACAUUUUUUAAAGCACUUUUGUCUUGAUAGAACUCUGCUAUCCCUAUAUUCGAAACUCACCCAGCAACUCUGUAUCUGCCUGUCACUAAUACAGAAAAGGGAUGAAAGGAAUACACAAUCUGUAGUUAACUUUUUUCUUCUUUUUUUUUUUUUUUGCACCAUGUUCAGGAAUACUUUUUAUUUGCUGGCUUCUUGUGUGUGGCCUUAAAUCUACAACAAAGGUGAAAACGGCGAAUUUACACGAUGAAUGGGCAAUAAAUAUGCACUGUAAAAAGCAA
Molecule: messenger RNA, 7642 nt
Organism: Anguilla anguilla (European eel)
Lineage: Eukaryota; Metazoa; Chordata; Actinopteri; Anguilliformes; Anguillidae
Gene: fbxo34
Product: F-box protein 34
Exons: 3
Coding region: 3034-5097 (687 amino acids)
Molecular function (GO): protein binding
Source: RefSeq, a predicted model, not a curated record